Molecule: messenger RNA, 728 nt
Organism: Daucus carota subsp. sativus
Lineage: Eukaryota; Viridiplantae; Streptophyta; Magnoliopsida; Apiales; Apiaceae
Exons: 6
Coding region: 80-625 (181 amino acids)
Molecular function (GO): DNA binding
Source: RefSeq, a predicted model, not a curated record
CAUUUUCAAUUUUUUAAUUUAUUUAUCUUCUUCAUCUUUUCCUUUUCAGGUCUCAUGUAAUUAAACUCCAAAUAUUUUAAUGGACAAUCCUCACCCUGAACAGCACCUCAUCCCUUUGCCUAUGAAACGAAAAAGAGGUCGACCAAGGAAGGAGGAAGCUAUGAAAAAUUCAAAUACAUCUACACCUGUGUCACUUGGACAGAAAAGACCGAUUGGUCGGCCAAGAAAGAAUGUAGAUGUUAAAACUUCAAGCACAACAUUUGAAUUGAAGGAAGAUGUCCUGGUUUCAAACUCAACAUCUCAACUCAUGUCAACUCCUCAAAAAAGACCUGUAGGCCGUCCAAGAAAGGUGCAUACAAAUUCAAUAAGUGCCAGUGAAACAAUAAUUAGAGGACAAGCCAGACCUCUUAUCGUAAAGACAGCUACACCAUGCCACCUUCGUCCUUUAUUGCCUAGGCUGCCUUCGUUUUCAUGUAAUAAUGUCACAAACGUAGCCGCUUCCUCACAACUAACAAACAGUGAGUAUGAGAUUGUAGCAUUUAAUAUAUUUUGUAAUAUGGAUAUUUCUUGCAAUAAUCAUGUUUCGAUUGCAUCUUUUUGUAGGAAUUGUGCAUUCAUCUUCUAAUAGUAGGAAUGAUAUGAGGCCACCAUCAUCAAAUCAUAUAAAAAAUAAACCUGGUUUAACGUUGAGUAUCGAUGACUUAAACGAUUCAGAAUCAUAUGAAUUG